Labrus mixtus (cuckoo wrasse) is the source of this 2181-nucleotide messenger RNA. RefSeq names its product complement C1q-like protein 4. The record is from RefSeq and is a predicted model, not a curated record. Lineage: Eukaryota; Metazoa; Chordata; Actinopteri; Labriformes; Labridae. Gene Ontology annotation, molecular function: protein binding. The transcript is spliced from 6 exons. The coding region runs from base 952 to 1659 and encodes 235 amino acids.
CACGUCUUGCCUCCUGAGUCCCCCCCCCCCCACCUCCACCUCCGACCGGGAUAGUCUGUGAGGUGCAUGUGUGAACAACCAACUCAAGACGAUUUCAGGGCCAGUGUGCCUGAAGUUCUUUUAUUCUUUUGAAAUAGCUUUGUCUGUAUUCUGACCCUAAACCAUGAAUAUCCAUCUAUCCAUUUUUCUGUGGAGUCGGCUCGUGCGGUCGAAGCAGGAUAAGCAAGUUGACCAAGACAUCCAGCUCCUUCUGGAAGAUUCUGUGGCGGUCCCAGGUCAGCAUGUGCACGAUAAGCCAAUACAACAAAUACAUUAGGCAUCCUCCUCAGUCUGUACGGGAACAACUGUGUACCUCCUCCAUCACUACUGGAAACAGCUGCUAUAACUAAACUAGGGCCUUCCCAGUGUCAUCAGUUUCCAAUGGCGCGACAGGUGUAGAGGGAUAAUGCAGCAGGCUUAUCAUAGACAACAAACUGAGCGAUGCUAUCAGCCAACCUAACACCCCUGACCUAAUAACCAUAGACACGGCCGCCGGAUACAAUCUUUAGGACACUUUGAUAUACACAGGGGACUUCAUCAGGAUCCUGAAAACCUGCCCUCACAGGUCACACCUAGCCUGUGGAGCGGAGAGUUGAACGUGUCUUAAGGGAGGGGAAUAAAGGUAUGGACACAGAGAUUCCUCCGCCCACCUGGAAAUAAAAGUGAGCUGAAUAUAUACACUGCACGCUAACAUUAGGUCCUCAGUAAAGACGUGUUGGUUUUCAGGAUAACCUGUGAUUUGAACUUUGAACGUGGAUACAGAGUGAAGAGGAGGAUUCCUGCUGGAUUGCACUUAAGAAGAAAUGUGCAGCGUCUUGUAACUCACCUUGACUGAUAGCUACUCCUCCUCCACCCGACUGCGGCAGUUUUAGGACCGACUCCGCUGUGUGAAGACAUUUUCUGCAGAUUGAGAUGAGAGCUACAGCUUGCACAUUGUUUCUCCUGAGCCUGCUGUGGGACAGUGUGAGAGCCGAAAACUCGAUCAGCAGCUUACAGAUGGCAGCAGUUUCGUGGGAAGGCGAGCUGCCGUGCAGAAAGUGGGACUGCGAGUGUACGUUCAAGAACCAGCGAGGCUGCUGCUGCGCGGCCACAGAGCUCCAAGAGGCGGAGGACCAAAUCUUCCAGAGAGUGAUGGAACUGUCCACGCGCAUUUUCCAGCUGGGAGACAGCAUCCAUGAAGUCAUAGGAGGGGUAAGAGUUGCAUUCACAGCUUCCAUGAGCCGGAGAAAGACCUGCUUUGGACCUUUCACCAGGAACAGUCCAAUUCCUUAUGACGUCAUCACGCUCAACCAUGGAAGUGGAUACAACCCAACGCUGGGUACAUUCACAGCCCCUCGUUCUGGACUGUAUUCCUUCGCCCUCUCGGUCUACUCCAAGGUCGGUGGGGAAGGCGAGAAGAUGUACUACAAGGUGCAGCUCAUGAGAAAUGGGGAGGUGGUGGCGUCUACCUGGGAAGACAACAGAGAGGACUCAGAGGACAGCAGCACCCAGACGGUCCUGCUGUCUGUGGAGCAGGGAGGCCAGGUCUAUGUAGAGCUGCUGAGCGGGAGGCAGCUUUGUGGGAACGUUGAGGGCCUAAACACCUUCUCUGGAUCCUUGGUUUACCCAUCUCUGCCCUGAUAGUGGUUUGCUUAAAGGUGGUCAUAUUGGAAACUGCACUAUGUUGGCUUUUAGGGAAAUUUAAUAAAGAUAUAGUCUGUUUCUUUUCUUGGAUAUUGAUGUGAUUUUUGUUCAAGUGUCUUCACAGAAUGAGUGGCACCAGAGCAACAUAUCACAAACCUUUUGUUGGUACUCUGAUGACUCCCUACUUUACCUCUCAGGAUGUUCUUAAUGAUUGUUUAAGAAAUACCCAAUAAAUAAAUAUGUGCUAAUGUACAAAACUGAAAAAUCAGCAGUGGGACAAACCAAAGACCCUCCAGUCUACUAGCUCUGGUGCAUAUCAGGGUUCUGCAUGUCACAUUACGCCUGAGUGUUUGUUUUUUUUCUGCUGAUUUUAUUCCGAUUAGUUGUAUCCAAAUCAACAAAGCUUUUGGAGGUGGCUGAGUGAAUCAAUGGAUAUUUUAUGGUCUUCUCUGCAGCUGCACCCACACAAUUUAAAAAUGCCUGAUAGCUUCAGCUCUUUUCUUUUGGUUUGGAGCUUUA